AUGUUUCAAAGAGACCACUGUCAGAAAGAACUACCUGGUCCUCCUGCCUCCCGCACCUCACUUCCAUGGUAUUAUGGAAGCGACGGGAAUCUUGUAAGGAAGCGACUGUGGCAUUUUAGGAUCUCUGCUAGCCCAGCAGAGGCUCAAGGAGACCUUUUGACAGUCUCCCCCCCCCCCCGCCCCGCCCCCCGGCACGCAGUGAGGACGACCGCGACGAGGCUGCAGCCAGCCCCACGAGGGGGACAGCCGUGCCUCCCUUACCGUCUCAACUCCCCAAGAGAGCUGCUCACCGGAAGCACCGCCGCAGUGGGGACCCGAGGGGCUCACAGGGAACAGGAGACGACGCCACCGCUCGGUCUCCGGCACCUGAACGCCGACCUGGAGCGCUCCAGUGGCACCGCCAAGGGCCCGGCGGGACGCACUCCGGCACCGAGGGACGCACGCCGCCGCCGCGGCCCCAGCCAAACCCCACCGCGGGGAGCGCUUCUCGCGAGACGCGCUGAGGCGGCGAAGCGAGAGUGGCAGAGGACGCCGGCCCGCCCAGGCCCUGAGGCUGGGGUCGGGAGACUGGGGGUCGGGCCGGACGCCGCACCCCUGCCUUCCGACACCACCGACCGGCGCGGAGGAGAGGCGAGGGGCCUCGGGCAGAACGAGAAGGGCGGCCCAGUUCGCCAUGAACGUCCGUCCAUCGUCUGGCGAGGCCUAGGCCCGGCCCCAGCGAGCCGGACGUCACCACAUCCAUCGAUCGACCUCAAAGAUAGAGUCAUCUCCAGUGGAACUGAAGAUAAGAAGAUCAAAGGAAGAAGAGGACUUCAGGAAAAGCCAGUAAGGAGUGCUGAGACUGAGCAUCUCAAAGACAAAGGCCAUUUACUCUUGUGUCUCUACAACCCCAAGAAAUGUGCCUGGCACACAAUAACAACACUUCUUGUCUCAAAAAAUGGAGUACUUGGAACUGUGCAAAGUGGACUCUUCAAUUGUCACAGUGACUGGGGGCCACCAUAGCAUUUAGUGGGUGUGGACCAGAGAUGCUGAAUGUCUCAAUGCUGCGCAGUCCUGCAAAAGAAAACAGCUCACCUAAGAUGUCAGUGAGACUCCUAUUGAGAAGAUUUGGGUCAUUUAGCUGAUGGAAUUUCAUGUUAACUCAAAUAAAACAAGCUCCUAAUAAAUUA
Messenger RNA from Balaenoptera ricei (Rice's whale), 1169 nucleotides. RefSeq names its product coiled-coil domain-containing protein 86-like. The transcript is spliced from 6 exons. The record is from RefSeq and is a predicted model, not a curated record. The coding region runs from base 1 to 1002 and encodes 333 amino acids. Lineage: Eukaryota; Metazoa; Chordata; Mammalia; Artiodactyla; Balaenopteridae.